AACCCUGCUGUAUUUAAAGGGGAGCAGUUUGCUCAGUGAAUGCAACUUCUCGAAAGAAAUUUGAGUUCCUCAAGGAAGUUCUGCACCAUCAUGAUGAAGCUGAUCGUUUUCGUUCUCUUAGCUGUCUUAAUUCCUGCAAAAUAUGCAAGUGAUCAGCAGUCCUGUGGUUAUCCAUGUAUUCCAGAGAGUCAGAUUAACCAGAAGAUCCAGGAAGCAGUUGAUUCCAAAGUGUCCUCUGUCCUAUUGAAGAGCCAGCUGAUUUGCACAGAUGCAUUUGCACGUGCUGCUGAUGCCCACUGCCCUUCAGGUGAGACACUUUGCUGGGAGAGGAGAACAGAUUGGGAGGAAAUUAGAAGUGGGCUCAUGGUGGCCAGAAGGGCAAUAACAGAACUCCCUCUGUGGGUAGAUGCAAAACACAUUUACACAAACCUCUGCUUCCUUUGUGCAGACGUCAGUAUAAAAUAUAAGCUCAGAGCUGGAGGCAGCUGGUUGGGUUGCUUAGCUGGAUCAUUAGCACAGCAUGCACUUGCAUCUUUACUUGCUGGUGGAAGGACAACAAGGAGGGAGCCAGUCUAACUUCUCUAGGGAGGGAUUUCCAAAGUUUGGGAGCAGCCACUGAGAAGGCCCUCUCCUGUGAAUUGGACCCAGAAACAGACCAGUGGAGCUAUUGUCACAAGGGAGUUGUAUGCUCCCUCCAUACCAUGGCGAUUCAACGCUCUGCUGUCUGUCUCUCUAACUUUUCUUUUC
Molecule: messenger RNA, 747 nt
Organism: Podarcis raffonei (Aeolian wall lizard)
Lineage: Eukaryota; Metazoa; Chordata; Lepidosauria; Squamata; Lacertidae
Product: resistin-like
Exons: 3
Coding region: 40-576 (178 amino acids)
Cellular component (GO): extracellular region
Molecular function (GO): hormone activity
Source: RefSeq, a predicted model, not a curated record